AUGGCUGUUGUAUUCCGAUUUGUUGAUAAGAGCGGAGCAGUGAAAGAAAGGUUUAUUGGAGUUGUUCAUGUAAAAGAAACGUCAUCUGCAUCUUUGAAGUCUGCUAUUGAUAAUUUGUUUGCUAAAUACGGGUUGAGCCUGAAAAGGCUGCGAGGGCAAGGCUAUGAUGGAGCAAGCAACAUGAAGGGGGAAUUUAAUGGCUUGAGAGCAUUGGUUGUUGGAGAAAAUAAUGCUGCUUAUUAUGUUCAUUGCUUUGCUCAUCAACUCCAGUUGGUGGUGGUUGCUAUCGCUAAAAAACACUUUGAGGUUGGUGAUUUUUUUGAUAUGAUUUCUACAUUAUUGAAUGUAGUUGGAGCUUCUUGCAAAAGGCAAGAUAUGAUUCGAGAAAAUUAUCGAAGAAAAGUGCAGGAAGGAAUUAGUAGAGGUGAGAUUAACACUGUUGAGUUGUUUUCUACUAUCAUUGAGGUUCUUGAGUAUAUCCAAAAUGAAGGCGUUGAAGACUCCAAAAAACGUCAAGCCUAUGGUCUUCUCAAGUACUUUCACACUUUUGAUUGUGUGUUCUACAUGCAACUAAUGCUACUUAUUUUGGGAUUAACUGAGAAUUUGUCAAUGGCUUUGCAAAGGAAAGAUCAAGAUAUUUUGAAUGCCAUGUCAUUGGUGGAAUCUACUAAGGGAGAAUUGCAAAAGCUUAGGGAUAAUGGAUGGGAUUCACUUAUGAAUAAAGUUUCAUCUUUUUGCGAGAAACAUAAUGCUGAAAUGCUUGUCAUGGAAGACGUCUUUGUUGAUCCAAGGAAACCAAGAAGGAAAACCAAUAUAACCAACUUGCAUCAUUAUAAGGUUAACUGCUUCUACACUAUUCUAGACUUACAGCUUCAGGAGUUCAAUGAUCGUUUUACGGAGGUAAACACUGAUCUACUUAUAUGUAUGGCUUCUUUAAGUCCUCUUGAUUCAUUUUGCGAGUUUGACAAGGAAAAGUUGGUGAAGUUGGUUAAGUUUUAUCCAGAUGACUUUAGUUAUGGGGAGACUUUGUGUCUUGAGCAGCAUCUUGAUAUCUACAUUGACAAUGUACGCAGAGAUGAAAGAUUUAAAAACUUGAAAAGUCUUGGAGAUCUUUCUUGUUUAAUGGUAAAAACCCAAAAGCAUCUUGCACAUCCUUUGGUUUACAGGCUUUUGAAGAUGGUCUUAACUUUACCAGUUGCAACAGCAAGUGUUGAGAGAUGUUUUGAGGGAAUUAUGAGCAAUGAUGAGAAAAAGGAAAGAAAGUCUGAUUUUGAGAACUCAGAAGAUGAGAGGAGAACAAGAUUCCGCUCUUUGAAAAAGAAAGAAAUCAAUGCCUCCACAAAGUUCAAGCAUUCUCUCAAGAAGGAAAGAAGAAAAAGCGAUGUUCGUGUCAGUUCUGUCUCCAUCGAGGAUGUUCGUGAUGUAGAGGAGCUUCAGGCGGUUGAUGAGUUUAGACAAGCUUUGGUGAUGGAGGAGUUGCUUCCCCAUAAACACGAUGACUAA
Molecule: messenger RNA, 1503 nt
Organism: Camelina sativa (false flax)
Lineage: Eukaryota; Viridiplantae; Streptophyta; Magnoliopsida; Brassicales; Brassicaceae
Source: RefSeq, a predicted model, not a curated record